AACGUAAACAAAAAUGGCGGGCGGAAUAACUCUGCCAAGUGAUGGUUACCCCUCUUUUUCGCUAACAAAACAACGUUUUGAUCAGGGGACAUACAAAGGACGACUUUAUCGAUGUUUUGAUGUUACUGAUCCGAGAACAUUAUUUACUAGCGAGCUGAAACUGCAGCAGUCUGUUCAGCUUCUGCAAAAAUUUAAAACAGGACAGCUUGAUAGAAAAGUCACCGACAAAGAGUUAUGGGAGGCAAAGAAGAUAAAAGAGGCAAUAAUCCACCCAGACACUGGAAAAAAAGUGUUCAUGCCCUUUCGAAUGUCAGGUUAUGUUCCAUUUGGCUCUAUUACUGUGGUUGGAAUGAUGCUACCUGCGCCAGGUUUCAAAACAGUUGUAUUUUGGCAGUGGAUGAACCAAAGUCAUAAUGCACUUGUCAAUUAUUCAAAUAGGAAUGCUAGUAAGGAAACACCCCCCAGUAGGUUUCUUCUCAGCUAUACAGGAGCUGUCACUAGUGCUGUUACAAUUGCUGUGGGAUUAAGUAAUUUAGUCCAAAAGGCAAACUUUGCAUCUCCAGGAACAAGAGCUCUAGCUCAACGACUAGUAGCAUAUCCUGCCACAGCUGCUGCAAACAUCUGUAAUGUUGUCCUAAUGAGAAAUAGCGAAUUGUUUUCUGGUAUUGACGUCAAAGAUAAAGAUGGCAACAUUGUAGGAACUUCUAAAAUUGCUGCAAGAAACGCCAUUUAUGAGACGACGUUGACUAGGGUUGUUCUACCAGCACCUGUGCUGAUCUUUCCUGCAUUGAUCAUGGCGCCUUUAGAAAGAACCAAUUUUCUUAAGGCUCGACCCAGACUCCAUCUCCCCGUGCAAGCAUUGGUUUGUGUUGCCGUGUUUGGUGUUGCUUUGCCUUUUGCCAUCGCUCUAUUUCCACAGGAAACCCAGAUUCAAACAUCAGAGUUAGAGCCCGAAAUUCAAUCCAAAACCAGUGAUCUUGUUCUGUAUUAUAACAAAGGCUUAUAGUCGCACGACACUGCACGAGAACACGACGCCAUCUUGGAUAUUUAAUUGUCUUCAAGAUUCCCAAGCAUGACCCGCUUUUCCAAUCUCUCCAAGCCACAACAACUGGUUUCCUGUGGCCUACCUGACAUAUACCAUCGGCUCUAUUGACCAUUUCUAAGAUGCGCAGGAACUUUGAAAAAUAUAUCAAGCGUGCAUAUUUUUGUCAGUGUUUAGUAGCUUCACUUCAAUCAUUCUUACCCGAAAAUACCUCGUCAUCAUAUGCACGCCUGCGGUAUUCUUGAAAGCGGCAGCCAUCGUAUAUUAUCAUAACUAUUCUUAUCAUCUAAAUGUCAUUAUCCUAACAAGAAUUUUUGUCACUGGCCCACAUACACGACAUACUUUCUGUAGAAGUCUUAAAAACACGACUUUCAAAUAAUUAAACAUUCUCAUAAAAAUUUUAUAGUGAAUUUAUAAAGAGCAAUGAACUUUA
Molecule: messenger RNA, 1475 nt
Organism: Exaiptasia diaphana
Lineage: Eukaryota; Metazoa; Cnidaria; Anthozoa; Actiniaria; Aiptasiidae
Product: sideroflexin-5
Exons: 14
Coding region: 14-1006 (330 amino acids)
Biological process (GO): monoatomic ion transport; mitochondrial transmembrane transport
Cellular component (GO): mitochondrial inner membrane
Molecular function (GO): monoatomic ion transmembrane transporter activity
Source: RefSeq, a predicted model, not a curated record